Messenger RNA from Phytomonas sp. EM1, 1479 nucleotides. The record is from the annotation of a GenBank genome assembly. Lineage: Eukaryota; Euglenozoa; Kinetoplastea; Trypanosomatida; Trypanosomatidae.
AUGGCUACCAUCUCCGAAGGUUCCCCAUUCCCGCAAGGUCUCACCUACGACGACGUCCUUUUAAUCCCGCAGCACAGCCCCGUUCGCUCGCGCCGCGCCGUCGACACCUCGACGCGGCUCAGCCGCAACAUCUCCCUCCGCAUCCCGAUCGUCGCGAGCAACAUGGAUACGGUUUGCGAGGAUAAAACGGCCGUGGCGAUGGCCCGUGAGGGCGGGAUCGGCAUCCUGCACCGCUUUUGCGGCGUCGAGGAGCAGUGUGCGAUGGUGCGGAAGGUGAAACGGGCGCAGUCCUUCCUGAUUGAGGAGCCCCGCAUCAUCCUGCCGGACGCCACCAAGGCCGAGGCGGUGGAGCAGAUGCACUGGCCGGGGCGGAAAGGCGGCGUGGGGUGUUUGAUGGUCGUGAACGACCCGGUCGAGCGGCGGAUGCUCGGGGUGCUCACGCGCUCCGACCUGACAUUCGCGGCCGAUACCGACCUCGUCCGCACCCUCAUGACGCCCAUCGAGCGGGUGAUCGUGACGACGAACGCGAAGAUCAGCCUGGCGGAGGCGCGGGAGUUGAUGCGGCGGACGCGCACCCAUAACAUCCCGGUCGUCCAGCCCGACAACCGCCUGCUCUACCUCAUCACCUCCUCCGAUAUCCUGAAGCUGACGAUGAACAAGAUGGCCUCGUUGGAUGCGCGCGGCCGGCUGCUCGUCGGGGCCGCCGUCGGGAUCAAACCGGAGGAUCAGCACCGCGCGGAGGCCCUCGUGAAGGCCGGGGCCGACGUCCUCGUCGUCGACAUCGCGCACGGGCACAGCGACAUCUGCCUGGAUAUGAUCCGCGCGCUGAAGGCGAACCCGAUCACGAAAGGGGUGGAUAUCAUCGCGGGGAACAUCGCGACCGGGGCGGCCGCGCGGGAUCUCAUCGAGGCCGGCGCCGACGCCUUAAAAAUCGGCGUCGGGCCCGGGAGCAUCUGCACGACGCGCCUCGUCGCAGGCUCCGGCGUGCCGCAGCUCACCGCGGUGAUGGAGUGCACGCGGGUGGCGCGGGCCUAUGGGGUGCCCUGCAUCGCCGACGGCGGCGUCAAGACGGCCGGGGAUAUCAGCAAGGCGAUCGCCGCCGGGGCGGAUACGGUGAUGCUCGGGAAUAUGCUCGCGGGCACCGAUGAGGCCCCCGGACGGGUCUUGGUGAAGGACGGCAAGAAGGUCAAGAUCAUCCGCGGGAUGGCGGGGUUCGGCGCGAAUCUCAGCAAGGCCACGCGGGAGAAGCGCCUCGACGAGGACGUCUUUAACGACCUCGUGCCGGAAGGGGUGGAGGGGAGCGUGCCCGUGAAGGGGCCGCUCGCGCCGAUUCUCAAGCAGCUCGUGGGCGGUUUGCGUUCGGGCAUGUCGUACUGCGGCGCGCACAGCAUCCCAGAGAUGCAGAAAAAGGCCCGCUUCGUGCGCAUGACAGGGUCAGGACUGCGUGAGAGUGGAAGUCAUGAUAUCUCGAAAUUGUGA